Molecule: messenger RNA, 1063 nt
Organism: Odocoileus virginianus texanus
Lineage: Eukaryota; Metazoa; Chordata; Mammalia; Artiodactyla; Cervidae
Source: RefSeq, a predicted model, not a curated record
GCCCCUCCCGCCGGCGCGCCCGCUGCCAGCCCCGGGACCUUUUCAUCUCUUCCCUUUUGGCCGGAGGAGCCGAGUUCAGAUUCGCCACUCCGCACCCGAAACUGACAUACUGAACUCCGUUUCCUCCUGCUAAAUUUAUUUCUGCCUAAUAGCCACUCGUCUCUUUUUUCCGCCCCCCCUCCCCUCCAUCUCGUCGCUCCAAGAAAACUUUUGCCGACUCCCUCAAGUGCAGGUUCCCCCUGCCCGUCGUGUAUUAAUAUUUCCACUUGGGGAACGACGUUGCCUUUUCUUUUGAAAGGAAUUCAAGCAAGAUACCUUUUUCUCUCGGACAUUGACUCUCGAUUGUUUGCAAAAGUUUCGCAUUCAAAAAAAAUCUACCUGAUCUGUACUUUGAGAGUUGCUAGGUUUUUUUUUUUUCCUUACUUUUUUACUUAAAAGAAAAAAAAAUUUUUUUUCCACCUUUAAAAAAAUGCACUACUGUGUGCUGAGCGCGUUUCUGCUCCUGCAUCUGGUCACGGUCGCGCUCAGCCUGUCUACCUGCAGCACGCUCGACAUGGACCAGUUCAUGCGCAAGAGGAUCGAGGCGAUCCGCGGGCAGAUCCUGAGCAAGCUGAAGCUCACCAGCCCCCCAGAAGACUACCCCGAACCCGAGGAGGUCCCCCCGGAGGUGAUCUCCAUCUACAACAGCACCAGGGACUUGCUCCAGGAGAAGGCGAGCCGGAGGGCGGCCGCCUGCGAGCGCGAGCGGAGCGACGAGGAAUACUACGCCAAGGAGGUUUACAAAAUAGACAUGCCGCCCUUCUUACCCUCGGAAACUGUCUGCCCAGUUGUUACAACACCCUCUGGCUCAGUGGGCAGCUUGUGCUCCAGACAGUCCCAGGUUUUCUGUGGGUACCUUGAUGCCAUCCCGCCCACUUUCUACAGACCGUACUUUAGAAUUGUCCGAUUUGACGUCUCUGCGAUGGAGAAGAAUGCUUCCAAUUUGGUGAAGGCCGAGUUCAGAGUCUUUCGUUUACAGAACCCAAAAGCCAGAGUGCCUGAACAACGGAUCGAGCUGUAUCAG